Molecule: messenger RNA, 2104 nt
Organism: Wyeomyia smithii (pitcher-plant mosquito)
Lineage: Eukaryota; Metazoa; Arthropoda; Insecta; Diptera; Culicidae
Gene: Nnp-1
Product: ribosomal RNA processing protein 1 homolog
Exons: 3
Coding region: 71-2047 (658 amino acids)
Biological process (GO): rRNA processing
Cellular component (GO): nucleus; preribosome, large subunit precursor; preribosome, small subunit precursor
Source: RefSeq, a predicted model, not a curated record
AUUAUACUAAUUUGUCAAAAAAAAUCUGGCAUCUCUGCGUGUAAUUUAAAAACAUCAUCAACAAAAACAUAUGCUGUCAGAUCAGAUGCUGUUUACAUUUGUCUAUCUAUAUCCAAAAAUGGUGGUUAACGAAUUGUCUACACGUGCCAAAAAAAAUUCUUGUAAUAUGAUUACGUCCGAUAAUGUGGAUAAUUCAUGUUUAUCCAACGCAAGCAAAAAAAUAGUGUUACUAGAAAGAGAACUCAAAUUUGUACGAACACUUGCUGGAAACAACGUUAAAGUUCGUCGAAAGGUUUUUAAGAAUCUCAAAACAUGGUUAGCAACACGCAGUCAGAGUACUUUUGCCUUCACAGAUACGGAUUUUCUACGGUUAUGGAAAGGAUUAUUUUAUUGUAUGUGGAUGGCAGAUAAACCGCUUACACAAGAAACUCUAGCUGAUGAUAUCGCCUCUUUGGUCAGAUGUUUUGAUAAAUUACACAUUUCUCUUCAGUAUUUUGGAGCGUUUUUAGAAACAAUGUGUAUAGAGUGGUUUGGAAUUGAUCAUUGGAGGAUGGAUAAAUUCAUGAUGCUGGUUCGACGGUGUACCCGACAGUCGUUGAUGCUUUUACAUGAGUCUGGUUGGUCGGUCCAAAGUGUGAACAUCUUCAUGCAACAAAUUGAGAAAACCAUUCUGAAUAUCGAUAAAUGUCCAUUUGGAUUAACUAAACAUUUCAACGAUUUAUUUUUGGAAGAGGUAGCGAAAGUCAGUGAAGGUGAUAUUACAGAUGAAGCAAUGCAGACGAUCGUUAAACCUUACGCUAUUUGUUUGCUCAAAACGAAUGAUAGGAGAAUGAUUAAACAUAUUACUUCAAGCAUAUUUCAUUAUUUGUUAUAUCAGUCUGAGCUUGGACAGACUUAUCAGGAGAAAUUCGACCUGUGGAAAAACACAAACUUUGUGACCGGUAAUAUUGAUGAUGUGGAUUAUGAAAUAAGGUACGAAUAUGAAAAUAGCGAUGAGAAGGAUGAUGAUAGUGAGCAAAAAGAAAGGGUAUAUGAUCCUCGAGCUGGUCAAGUGGAUGUCGUCAUUAAUGCAAUCAAGUUCAAUGCUUUGAAAAUUGUCGAAAUUUUUGAAAAUAAUCGAUAUAAAUCGUUCGUUACAUCGAAAGGAAAAAAGCAAAUGAAAAUGCUUGUGAAACAAUUUAAAAAAUUUGACUCCGGAGUUUUUCCACUUGGAUUCCAAUCGGUAGCUAGUAUUGCUGAAAAAGACUAUGCUGUGGAUAUUGAUGAACAAGUUGCAGAAUUAGAGAAUUGUCAGAGAAAAUCUGAAGAUAAAGUAAAGAAGAAAAACAAAAUUGAGAAGCCAAAGCAAACAACUCCUAAUGAUGAGUCUAAAGUUUGGAUUGAAACUGACAUUGGCAAGGAAAAAAACAAUCAACAAAAAAUAGUUGGCAAAACCAAAAUAAAUAGGAAGAACAAGAAACCAACAAAAACGCAGCUUAAAGAAAAAUUAUUAGGUCGUCUAAAAGAAAAACGAGAAAAAAAAAUAAAGGAUAUUAAGGAAGCGAAAAUGCUUGAACAGAAAAUCACAGUUGAUGGUGAGGAUUAUUUUAGAAAACCAAUUGCAUCCAAAAAACAACCCCUAGUUGAAAAAAGCAAGUCAGAAAAAACGUUCAAGAUUGCGGAUGAAUGGCCAGAAAGCUCACAACACGUCGAAAAAAACUCUUUUAUUCCAUUUAGUGAAGUAAAUAGUAAAAAGUUUGAUAAUAGGCAGGUGUCAGGGUCUAACAAUUUACUUACUACGCCCAAAAAUAAAGGAAAAUCAUUAAAGCGCACAGUAUCAUUGACUGGUGAAACUACAAAAUUGAAAAAACGAGUGAAGAUAGCUCUUAAUAAAAACGUAUCUCAAGAGUUACAGCAGCACAUAGCACAGGUGGAAAGUUCUCCUCAAUUACCUUACGAUUCAACAAAAAAACCAACUAAAGCAGCACUAAAACCUAAUUUGUUACCAAGUCCUAUCAACCCAUUUUACCGAAAAAAAAUCGGCCUGAAAUUAAACGAUACAUUGUAGAAACAUUGCUAUUUGUACGCAUGGAUAUUAAAAAUAUAUCAAAAUGUAAUUACAGUA